CUUCUGACUUAAGUUGCCCUUUGAAACAUCUCCUCCCUACCUAGAUUUCCAUGAGGACAGUCUUGCAAGGUGUGGAUGGCCUUUCUGUAGCUUCUUGGCACUUGUAAUCUGGUGUCUGUUGGUGACUCAUUCCUCUGCAUUGGAACAGUUGAACCAUGAAGGUUGUACCAGAAAAGAAUGCUGUGCGAAUCCUUUGGAGCCGAGAACGGGGCACCCAAGCUUUGGGAGCACAACGUCUUCUGCAGGAAUUAGUAGAAGACAAAACCCGAUGGAUGAAAUGGGAGGGAAAGAAGGUUGAGCUGCCAGACAGCCCUCGCUCCACUUUCUUACUUGCCUUCAGUCCAGACAGGACCCUCAUGGCGUCUACUCAUGUGAAUCACAAUAUUUACAUCACAGAGGUGAAAACGGGCAAGUGUGUUCACUCUCUAGUUGGACAUCGGCGCACACCCUGGUGUGUAACCUUUCAUCCAACCAUCCCAGGACUUAUUGCUUCAGGGUGCCUUGAUGGAGAGGUUAGAAUCUGGGAUUUACAUGGUGGAAGUGAGAGCUGGUUUACAGACAGUAACAACGCCAUUGCAUCCUUGGCUUUCCAUCCAACUGCCCAGCUUCUGCUAAUUGCAACAGCCAAUGAGAUCCACUUUUGGGACUGGAGUCGCCGGGAGCCUUUUGCAGUUGUGAAAACAGCCAGUGAAAUGGAGCGGGUUCGACUAGUACGAUUUGAUCCCCUUGGGCAUUAUUUACUCACAGCCAUUGUUAACCCUUCCAACCAACAGAAUGAUGAAGAAGUAGAAAUACCUGUGGAUAGUACAGAAAUGCCACAUUAUCGCCAGCGUUCCAUUCUCCAGUCUCAGCCUGUGAGACGUACACCACUCCUCCAUAAUUUCCUGCAUAUGCUGACUUCACGCUCCUCUGGUAUCCAGGUGGGAGAGCAAAAUGCCAUGCAAGACUCCGCUACUCCCUCCCCUCCUCCUCCUCCCCCUCCCCCUCCCCCACCAUCUCUGCCACCUCCAGCUAGUGAGGCCUCUAGAGCAUCUGCCUUUAACGGCCGCAGUGAGCCUGUCAGUUAUCCCUCAGUAAAGUGUUGCCAGCACCUGGGGAUGUGGUGCCUUUGCAGACGAUGUUCUAGUGCAAGACUUCCAUCUUCUCUCUUCCCAUCCCAGGACAAUGCCCCUUCCACAUCUUCUGGGUCCACUGGCACUUCAUUUUCUUCUGUGCAAAUGGAGCCUUACCAGCCCCAGGAUCAGGCAUCUACAGCACAGCAGGAGCAGGGACUUCUUAACAGACCAUCUGCUUUCAGCACUGUGCAGAGCAGCACUGCUGGCAACACCCUGCGCAACCUGAGCCUGGGUCCCACUCGUAGGUCCCUUGGUGGGCCUUUGUCUGCCCACCCAUCCAGGUACCACCAGUCUACAAGAGAGAUGGCCUCUACAUUAGAGGGGUCUGAUUGGACUCGAACAGUGUUGAACCUGGGCUCUCGCUCUGAGUUGGAAGGUAUGCCUCCUCCUAGAACCAGUGCCUCAUCAGUGAGUUUGUUGUCAGUACUGAGACAGCAGGAAGGAAGCUCCCAGUCUUCUGUAUAUACUUCAGCUACGGAAGGAAGGGGUUUUCCAGCUCCUGGAGCUGAAGCAGAAAGCACCAGCAGUGCUGGCCCAAGCAAUCCUACCAGCAUUCGCAAUGAAUUUCAGUGUGACUUGAGGCGGUUCUUCUUGGAAUAUGACAGGCUUCAGGAGCUGGAUCAGGGUAUAGGCAAUGAACCUACUCAGUCACAUCAGGCCCAGGAGAUGCUCAACAAUAACCUUGAGCCUGAUAGGCCUGGCCCUUCUCAUCAACAGACACCACAUAGCAGUGAAAACAAUUCCAAUUUGUCACGGGGGCACCUGAAUCGUUGUCGUGCCUGUCAUAACCUACUGACUUUUAACAAUGAUACGCUUCGCUGGGAAAGAAGCACACCCAGCUAUGCACCAGGGCAGGUCCAAAGCACAUUUGAGGGCAUGCCAUCCAGCAGCAGCCAGCUACUGCCUUCUGAGAGAACGGAAAGCAGAGCUCCUCCCACUAGCAGGCUGCCAUUGGGAAGAUCUUCUGAUCCACCUGAGGAAAGGACUAUGGGAGUGGUGUUUAACCAGGAGACAGGGCACUGGGAAAGAGUUUACAGCCAAUCUGCUUCAAAUAGACCUGGGAAUGUAUCACAGGACGCCUUAAACCAGGAAAUGCCUGAGGAAAGUUCAGAGGAGGAUUCACUCAGGAGGAGGCUGCUGGAAUCUUCUCUUAUUUCACUAUCCCGUUAUGAUGGGGCAGGAUCUCGGGAGCACCCAAUCUAUCCUGAUCCAGCUAGGUUAUCUCCUGCUGCUUAUUAUGCCCAGAGAAUGAUCCAGUAUCUUUCACGCAGAGAUAGUAUUCGCCAGCGCUCCAUGAGGUAUCAGCAGAAUCGACUCCGUUCCUCCUCAUCUUCAGCUUCCGCUUCUGAGGCUUCAGGUCCAUCUGUAGAAGGAAAUGAUCUAGAAUUUGAAGACUUUGAGGACAAUGGAGACAGAUCAAGGCACCGAGCCCCUCGGAACGCUCGCAUGUCUGCACCAUCCCUUGGACGUUUUGUCCCCAGGCGUUUCUUGCUGCCAGAGUAUUUGCCUUAUGCUGGGAUUUUUCAUGAACGUGGACAGCCUGGUUUGGCCACUCACUCCUCUGUUAACAGGGUCUUGGCAGGAGCUGUGAUUGGAGACGGACAGUCUGCUGUGGCCAGCAAUAUUGCCAAUACCACUUACCGGCUUCAGUGGUGGGAUUUCACCAAAUUUGACUUACCUGAAAUAAGCAAUGCCUCUGUGAAUGUGCUAGUGCAGAACUGCAAGAUAUACAACGAUGCCAGCUGUGAUAUCUCUGCAGAUGGGCAGCUCCUGGCAGCAUUCAUUCCUAGCAGUCAGCGAGGUUUCCCUGAUGAAGGAAUACUGGCAGUGUAUUCUCUUGCACCACACAAUUUGGGGGAGAUGCUGUACACAAAACGAUUUGGCCCCAAUGCCAUUUCUGUGAGCCUGUCCCCAAUGGGCAGGUAUGUCAUGGUAGGAUUGGCUUCCCGCCGUAUCUUGCUUCACCCUUCCACAGAACACAUGGUGGCUCAGGUCUUCAGGCUUCAACAGCCGCAUGGAGGAGAGACUUCAAUGAGGAGAGUGUUCAACGUCCUGUACCCAAUGCCAGCUGAUCAAAGGAGGCACGUCAGCAUAAAUUCUGCUCGCUGGCUGCCUGAACCAGGCUUGGGUUUGGCAUAUGGCACUAAUAAGGGGGACCUAGUGAUUUGCCGACCAGAGGCCUUAAACUCUGGAGUUGAGUAUUACUGGGACCAGCUGAACGAGACCGUCUUCACUGUGCAUUCCAACAGUAGGAGCACUGAGCGACCUGGAACUAGUCGAGUCACAUGGAGGACAGACAGGGACAUGGGCCUAAUGAAUGCCAUAGGCCUGCAGCCACGUAACCCAACCACCUCUGUUACAUCACAGGGCACCCAGACUCUGGCUCCUCAGCUACAAAAUGCAGAGACACAAACUGAGAGGGAAGUUCAGGAACCAGGAGGUGCUGCCUCAGGGACUUCAGAAGGUGGUCCAGAAUAUGGGGCUACUGGAGAGGAUUCCCUGACCAGGAUCCAGAGGUUGAUGGCUGAAGGUGGUAUGACUGCUGUGGUCCAGCGGGAGCAGAGCACUACCAUGGCAUCCAUGGGUGGUUUUGGCAACAACAUAAUUGUGAGUCAUCGCAUCCACCGCAGUUCUCAGACUGGUACUGAAUCAACUGGAGCAGAUGGUGGCGCAACUCAGCCAUCCACUUCACAGGAACUGGUAGCUGAGCUAGAGGGACGGACCCUUUCAGAGUCCAUGCAGGUAACAGAACGUGGCUUGAGCCCACAGAAUUCCUCUGAUGAUAUCAUUGAGGAAGAAGAAGUGAAUGGGCAGAGCUUGUCGGAGCAGGCUCAGUCCUCAAUGGACACUGAGGGACCAAUUGAGUACAGUGACCUAACUAAUAACAACCACCUUCCUGACAAUACCAACUUCUAUAGUAAUGAUAGCACCAGUGGAGAAUCUCGGAACAGGUAGAGAUGAAUUAUAUGUUGGUGCUACCCUUGUACUGCUAAGCAGAGACUUGUACCUCACAGCUGACCAGAAACUGAAGGAGUAGGGGGAUUUUGACUCCGACCAGAUGCUGGUAAUUCAGAGGGCAUUGUUUUACAGGGGUGGAAAAUGAGAGGAAGACCAUCAGUUGUAUAGGAAGACUCUUGAAGAGGUUUUAUUCUGUGUCUUAGCUUCCUGCAUCCGUUUUGCUGCACAUUUUCUACAAUAGCUGUAAUAAACCUUGAUAUUCAGCUGAGCCUUAUGUAAAUUUCUCAGCUCACUGGCUACUGGAAUCCAUUAAGCUUUGCCCUAACCCUGCAGUGCUUUUAAUGUUACUCUUUGUUUUGUUUUUGUUUGUUUUAUUUUUUAAAUAAUGUUUUUCCUAUUUUGACCUAGCAGAUGAUCUGAUAAAGGGGGCUAUAGUCUCCUCCUUUGGAGGCCUACGACUUUAUUCAAUGUGUACAUUUCUUUAAGUGCUACUGUGGAGGGGCUUUGCACCCCAGCUCUGCUACCAGAGUGGAUUUAUCUUCCAGCCUGGAUUCCAAUCCCAUGCUGCCUGUGAGUAAGAGCUAGGUGACUCUUCAGAUGUGCAGUGUUUGGGUGGCUCGAAAGACUGCAGGCUGGAUAAGGCAAAGUAGUCUUCUCUAGGACCCUGUUCCACUCUUUUCUAACCCAGAAUGGGAGGUAGGAGAGCUGUGCUUGGGCUUCACCAUCCCUUCAUGCUCAGGAACCUCUCAGGAGUGUGAGCCUUUUGUUUAAGAGUCUCUACUUUGUAUGCAAGCAGGACCUUUUAAGGGCUGCUGUGGGUGGGGCAACAUGUAAUUGCAAAGCAUGUGGGUAGGGUGGGUACUGUUCCCCAAUAAAGAUGGCACUUAUUGAGAAAUUGCCCAGGGCUUUAGCACCUCUUGCUGUGCCAAUAGUAACAUAUGAAUUCAACCUGGUGAAGUUUGGCAGGAUCAUGGUGCCACAGUCAGGCUGCACUUCCCUAUUUGGGGUGGGGGUUGGGGAGGGGGAGUAGCUCCGCGUCAGAGCGUGAGGUAUGUGUCCGUGAUGUAAGGUGUUGCAUGUGAAACUUUGACCUCGUACAUGUAGUUUUUAGUGAAGAAAUCAAGGCUCUGACAUUUUUGUUUCUAGUCUAAAAUGUGAUUUUCCUUUUUGUUUGUAACUCUCCAUCCCAGUGAGCUUGUAGCAAGAAGGUAGGGGGAGAGUGUGUGCUAAUGAGGGAAACACCAAAGAUCAACGUCAUUAAAAUAUGACAAACCCUUA
Molecule: messenger RNA, 5351 nt
Organism: Heteronotia binoei (common prickly gecko)
Lineage: Eukaryota; Metazoa; Chordata; Lepidosauria; Squamata; Gekkonidae
Gene: AMBRA1
Product: autophagy and beclin 1 regulator 1
Exons: 17
Coding region: 156-4070 (1304 amino acids)
Biological process (GO): autophagy
Cellular component (GO): intracellular membrane-bounded organelle
Molecular function (GO): protein binding
Source: RefSeq, a predicted model, not a curated record